Messenger RNA from Salvelinus namaycush (lake trout), 1563 nucleotides. Its product is annotated as V-set and transmembrane domain-containing protein 2-like protein. The record is from RefSeq and is a predicted model, not a curated record. Lineage: Eukaryota; Metazoa; Chordata; Actinopteri; Salmoniformes; Salmonidae. The transcript has 4 exons. Bases 208 to 846 code for a protein of 212 amino acids.
UGCUUGCCGAAAUACAGGAAACCAGUGGUGAUAAUAUCCCGAAAGACGAAUAGUUAACACCUCGCGCGUCAUAGCGCAAUUUUUGUCCGGUGCUAUUUUGUAUUUCCGAGGGUGCUGUCAUCCAGGAAGGAUUUGGAUACUAUUUAGUGAGCGUGCUCCGCCUAAUAUGAGCUUUUCGUCCACGACUUGAAACAAGAAACAAAAGCAAUGGGAGCAUUUGGAGUGAUAAUAUGGAUUUUACAUUGUAUGGGACUCUAUAUUCAACUUAACGCCGCUUACAAACCGACUGUGCGAACCGAGGUGGACAAUCAUAUAUCUGGAAAUGCUGUCUUCACGGAGGUCCCUCAUGACACCACAACGCAUAGCGGUCAGGAUGUGGAGAUGGCCUGUUCAUUCCGGGGGGCGGGGCCCUCCUACUCCCUGGAGAUCCAGUGGUGGUACAUGAAGAACCACAGAGACUGGCCAGAGAAGCCCGCCUGGACCUCCAAUCAGGUGGGGCCAAUGGAGGAGAUGUCUAAGGAUGCCACCAAAAUAAGUGUGGUGAAAGUGGCUGGGAGCAACAUCUCCCACAAGCUCCGCCUCUCCAGCGUCAAGCAGUCAGACGAGGGCACAUACGAGUGCCGUGUCAUCGACUUCAGCGGCAGCGUGGCGCAGCUCCACCGCGUCCGGGCCUACCUCCAGGUGGAAGCCGAGAGAUGGCUGGGCCACGGGUCAGCAGACACCCAGCCCCAGGAGCCCCGACACAAGGGGAGCCAGGUGCACCUCCGCCAAACAGAGGACCGGGAACUGAAGAGGCGAUCGGCCGAUGACAGCACCACGGACUGCACUGAGAGCUGUGUGCUCUAGAGUCUGGUUCUGUGUCCAGAUAGGAAUAACAGGAGUGCAUGUUCCCGAUUAUCUUAAGAAGGAUGAUUAUUUUUACACCAGCAGAGGCCUGGACAAAAACUGCUUAAUAUAUAUGUUAAUUUAUGAAUCGAUUUGUUUGGUUGUUUGUUAAUCUGAGAUUUGUUUCUGCUUGUUUGAAUUCAGAUUGUCACAGACCACCAGAGGGCAUGAUCGUGUUGUCUUGGUUCUUAAAUGUAACGUUAUUUCUCAUCGCCUUUGUUAAAUGCUUUGUCCAUGAUUUCUGACUCUGGGGUUGUGAUGGGUGAAGAUGAGGGUGUCGUUGGGUGGAAAGGAUGCAGGGAAGGCCUGUAUCUCAAUAGUAUGAAGUAUCUUCCUUCCUUUGUCUCCUUUCCUUAAUAAGCACUGAUCUGAAAUGAAUGGAAAGGACAAAGCAAUAUAUACUUUAGAGUGGCGCAGCGGUCUAAGGCACUGCAUCUCAGUGAUAAAGACGUCACUACAGACCCUGGUUUGAUUCUAGGCUGUAUCACAACCGACCGUGAUUGGGAGUCCCAUAGGGGGGUGCACAAUUGGAUUCCUGCAUCAUCCGGGUUAGGGUUGGCCGGGGUAGACUGAAUUUGUUAUUAACCGACUUGCCUGUUAAAAGGUUAAAUAAAUAAAACACUGAACAAAAAUAUAAAAGGCAACAUGCAACAAUUUCUGAGAUGUUAUUGAGUUACA